Molecule: messenger RNA, 2176 nt
Organism: Opisthorchis viverrini
Lineage: Eukaryota; Metazoa; Platyhelminthes; Trematoda; Opisthorchiida; Opisthorchiidae
Exons: 10
Coding region: 31-1083 (350 amino acids)
Biological process (GO): peptidyl-serine phosphorylation
Cellular component (GO): cAMP-dependent protein kinase complex; nucleus
Molecular function (GO): ATP binding; cAMP-dependent protein kinase activity
Source: RefSeq, a predicted model, not a curated record
UUGGGUUAGACGUUUUCGUUUGACGAGCAAAUGGGGAACGCUCAAACAGCUAAAAAAGGAGACCCUGCGGAUGUUAAGGCUUUCCUGGAAGAAGCUAAGAAGGAAUUUCUGGAACGAUGGGAAAAACCUACUCAGAAUACUUCAACAUUGGACGCUUUUGAUAGGAUUAAAACCCUUGGUACCGGGUCUUUUGGCCGCGUGAUGCUAGUACAGCACAAGGCUAGCAAGAAUUACUACGCUAUGAAAAUCUUGGAUAAACAGAAGGUGGUUAAACUGAAACAAGUGGAACAUACACUGAACGAGAAACGCAUUCUGCAAGCCAUUUCUUUCCCAUUCCUUGUUCGCCUGGAUUAUCACUUCAAGGAUAACAGCAACUUGUACAUGGUACUAGAAUUCGUAAACGGUGGUGAGAUGUUUUCUUAUCUGCGGCGGGUUGGUCGAUUCAACGAGUGUCACGCACGAUUUUAUGCUGGUCAAGUUGUUCUGGCAUUCGAAUAUCUCCACUAUUUGGAACUGGUUUACCGCGAUUUGAAACCGGAAAAUAUCUUGAUCGAUCAGUUUGGUUACCUUAAGAUUACGGACUUCGGUUUUGCAAAACGAGUCAAAGGGAGGACAUGGACCCUCUGUGGCACUCCCGAAUAUUUAGCACCGGAAAUUAUUUUGAGCAAGGGAUACAACAAAGCAGUAGAUUGGUGGGCCUUGGGUGUUCUAAUCUACGAAAUGGCGGCUGGUUAUCCACCAUUCUUCGCAGACCAACCAAUUCAAAUAUACGAGAAGAUUGUGUCAGGAAAGGUCCGAUUCCCCUCACACUUCAGUUCUGAUUUAAAGGACCUAUUGCGCAACCUGCUUCAAGUCGAUUUGACUAAGCGUUUCGGCAAUUUGAAAAACGGCGUCAAUGAUAUCAAGACACACAAAUGGUUUGCAACUACUGACUGGAUCGCCACAUAUAAGCGUGAACUGGAUGCACCAUUUACACCCAAAUGCAGCGGAGCAGGCGAUGCAAGCAACUUUGACGAUUAUGAAGAGGAACCACUGCGUAUUGCAACUACAGAGAAGUGCGCCAAAGAAUUUAACGAAUUUUAAUUCCACCACAAUAUGCACCCAACCACACCACUCCUACGUGCUCGCCAUCCGUAAUCCGCUAUUCUUCGGGGGCAUGCAGGCCUUUCAUGUGUGAUCUGAAUUCUGUUUCUCUCUAUCAAUGUCUUUUAAGCAAAACUCCUAUCGUUUUAGCCGUAUGUUUCCUGCUGGUCAUAUGCAUUCGACCCUCCAUCUCCUCGAUCUCGGUCUACAGGUGCAUAGCUAAUAGGUUGAGAUUAAUCUCCUUCGGGGCUGUGUUCCAUCUCCUAUCUAUUCCUCCUCAGUACCGCCCACGACCCAAUCCAUUUUCGCAUCAUGAAACUCUUCAUUCGGAACCUUCUCUUGUGUGGCUGCUGUUUUUGGAUCGGACGUGAUUAGUGCGCUAUAUGUACUGAUGUGAACAGGUUAUGACCUACCAUCCUCAUGAUGCUUUCCGGCUCACCAAGUAACAAUCUGAAUGAGGAUAACAACCGAAAUGAAAUCGCGAUGCAUCAUUUUGUCUUUGUCCGAGACACCAGUCUGGUAACUACAUCGUUCGACCCUACUCCGGCGCAGUUUUAUUCAGGUACGCUGUCAUUGUCAGUCCGCAUCGUGGAUCAUUUUCAAUCAAGAACACUUGUUCGCACUUCAUAAUAAUUUCUAGAACGUCUGUUGCAAUUUUUCCCCAAUUGAACAUCACUGCUGACUUGAUUGUGAAUUUAACUUGAAGCAUAAGAAGAAAUGGAGAUGUCGGGCAACUGUAGCAUAUUCACUUGAAUCAUUGUUCUCGUUCGUUUUGAAAAACUGGCCUGCAGCAAUAGCCACCCAAAGCCUCGAUCAGGUCAGCUUCUUAUCUCUUGAUGUUGCGUCGUCCUCUGCACAUCAUUCAAAACCCCGGGCACUGUUUUUGUAAAUACCUUACUGUUAUGAGACGGACGGCCUAGAAUUUGUGUGAUCUCUUGAUAAUUUGCGGAAAAACCAUGAAUAUGCUUAGCCCAUCAAAUUCUAGCUUGUUCACUUAUCUAUCGUGUUCCUACAACCAUUAUAUUUGGUAUUAUUACUACUCUUUCGUUCCGCAAUGUAUUUUUCAUUGAAAUUCAAGAAUGUUCGCUCAGUG